GACAGAGAGAGAGAGAGAGAGAGAGCAAGAACAAGAGGAGAGCGGCAAGUUGCAUCUAUUUUUUAUGCAGCACCAUCACCAUCCCUCUUCUGCCUUAGCUUUUCCCCCACUUUACUUCUCAAGUCCUGGAUGAGAGCUAAAGACUGUGUGGGACUCAGGCUCACAGAGGAGAAUGAGUUCUGCGGAGGAGAGAGAGGACCAUGACAUGUACUGUGAGAAGGCAGUGGCCCUCAUCAUUGACCUCUGUCUGGAUAACAGCCCACUGUUGCAGCCCAAUACCUGCCAGGACUUCAUCACACUGCUGGCCACCAACCAGAGCCCAAACUCUGCAGGGUCAGAUCUCUCCUUCAGCCUCCUGCUCCUGGUGUUCGUGGCCUGUGGCCUGGGCCUGCUGGGCGUCAUUGUCUUUGCCUCCUGGAAGCUGUGCUGGGUGCACUGGCGCACCAAGGACCUCUCCUCCAGUGCCACUGUCCUCGCCUCCGCCCCCCCCUCCUCCGCCUCUGACAGACCCUACGACAGAGCCUUGCCCGCACACGGCCACAGGCCUACGCUCGUACAUGCACACACGCACACACAUGCCAUGGCGUCGGACAAGCUGAAUCUUUCGGACCCGGCAAGUUUCCUAGAGGCAGCGGUGAAGAUCAGCCACACGUCGCCUGACAUCCCUGCCGAGGUGCAGCUGUCCAUGAAGGACCAUUUCCUGCGCCGCACGCGCAUGUCCAGGCAGACCACCGAGCCCACCUCCUCCACUAGGCACAGCUCCUUCAAGAAGCACCUACCCCGACAAAUGCAUCAUGUAACCAGCCUUGACCGAGGCAGCGACUUCCCCUAUGCAGAGGACCAAUCCACCAGCCUGGCCAGUUUGGGCCGCAUCCAGCCAGAGCUCUACAAACAGAGCUCCCUAGAUGCCGACGAGUCCUCCAAGAACUGCGCUGCCGCCAAGACCUGCGGUAAGAUCAACUUCUCCCUCAAGUACGACUACGAGUCCGAGGCUCUCCUCGUCAACAUCCUCAAGGCCUUCGACCUGCCCGCCAAAGACUUAUGCGGCAGCUCCGACCCCUACGUCAAAAUCUACCUUCUGCCUGACCGCAAGCGCAAGUUCCAGACCCGUGUCCAUCGCAAGACGCUCAACCCCAUGUUUGAUGAGUCCUUCCAGUUCGCCGUGCCCUACGAGGAGCUGGGCAGCAGAAAGCUGCACCUGAGCGUCUUUGACUUUGACCGCUUCUCCCGCCACGACAUGAUCGGCGAGGUCAUUCUGGAGAAUCUGUUUGAGGUGUCGGACCUCUCCCGUGAGAUGGCCAUCUGGAAGGAUAUUCAGUACGCCACCUCUGAGACUGUAGACCUGGGAGAGAUCAUGUUCUCUCUCUGUUACCUGCCAACCGCAGGACGACUCACCUUGACAGUCAUCAAGUGCAGGAACCUCAAGGCCAUGGACAUCACAGGAUACUCAGACCCAUAUGUCAAGGUCUCCCUAGACUGUGAUGGACGGCGCUUGAAAAAGAAGAAAACCACCAUCAAGAGGAACACUUUGAACCCCACCUAUAACGAAGCUAUCAUCUUCGACAUCCCCCCUGAGAACAUGGACCAAGUCAGCCUGCACAUAUCCGUGAUGGACUAUGACUUGGUGGGACACAAUGAGAUCAUAGGUGUGAACAGAGUGGGCAGUCAUGCAGAGGGACUGGGCAGAGACCACUGGAACGAGAUGUUGGCCUAUCCACGCAAGCCCAUCGCUCACUGGCACUCUCUACUGGAGGCAAGCAAGUCUCAGAAAGAGUGGAAAACCCGCACUGCAAGCUUUGACAGCCAAGGCUCUUGCCCUUCUCCAAGACUCCUGUCUAGUCCAUGAGGGAGGAGCUAGAGUUUAUACUCCAUGACUCUACAAAGCCUGCACUGUAGCAAGGCCUGAAAUAUGUGUCCCAGACCCAGACCCACAUAUGGUGUGCCUCAGAGUAAGUCAAGUGCAGUAAAUUGCUCUAGAAUGACAUUAUCCUGCCAUCACACACACACACACACACACACACACAAACACACACAUAUACAUUUAUCUUGUGCCCUCUUGGACAGCCACUUUGUCAUGGUACGUAUAGCCUAUAGUGUAUACUGGGUCUGGUGGGAUCAUUGUUAUUGCAGCUCAGCCUGGUGUGGUUAUAUAUCUGAGGUUAACAUCUUUGUAUAUGUCUGAGGUUUAGUCAAGGAGUUGCAUUAUGGCAGUUUUGUGAACAUACAACAUUAUAUUAAAUAGGUAAAAUGUUAUGGUUGCUGCUGUUGAGCACAAGAUGUUCUUGGAAGCACCCUACGACUUAAAGUACCCAACCCUACAGCAAGUCCAAAACAAUCAACAGGGUAUUAUGAAGUGAACCAUUUUUAUAUACAUUUGUAAUGUUAUUAAAAUCAUAGUUGGUUUACUACAGUGGAAGUUAAAAUGUUGAAUUCAAUCACAGUCACACAACAUUGAUUUGAUCGAGGAGGACACAUUUUUCAUCCCACUACUUUAUCUGUAUUUGUUUUAUGUACACAACAUACACCCACAUGGCCAUCAUAUAUUUUUGAUGUCUGAAGUGUAGCUGCAUUGCACACUAAAAACGUAGAUAGCGUCAUUACAAACAAUGUGAUUUGGUUUGUGGUGGUACAGUACUGUUACAAUUACACUGUGGGUAGGGACUUAAAAUGUACAGUAAUAUGUAUAUAAUGCCCUUUGAUACUGACAUCAAUAAUAGCACUGUAUUUACAAUCACAUAUUUAUGAUAUUAUCAACAUGACUAUCCCCCUGAAUUUACUUUUCUGUUUCAAUUGUUACCUGUGAAGUGUUUGCCAAUAGUCUCCUGUUCAGGCAAUGUCAUGUACUUUGUUGAGGGAGUUGGCUUGAGCGUUGACCCCUUUGCCUCAUUAGCCUUGUGAUAAGUGUUUGAAACAAUGACUCUCCUCUGUUUUUUCCAAUAAAUUUAGAGUAUCUUUCCACUUUUGUAUUGAAAAUGUGUAUUUGUAACAUAACUGUUUCCAGGCGUCCCUUGUAUUUUAAAGAAGUGACAAUAAAGCUGUUGAUUCUGGUUCUAACAUUCCAAA
This is a messenger RNA of Coregonus clupeaformis (lake whitefish), 3063 nucleotides long. Its product is annotated as synaptotagmin-6-like. NCBI's taxonomy places the organism in Eukaryota, Metazoa, Chordata, Actinopteri, Salmoniformes, Salmonidae. The record is from RefSeq and is a predicted model, not a curated record. Gene Ontology annotation, cellular component: membrane. Bases 173 to 1846 code for a protein of 557 amino acids. Gene Ontology annotation, biological process: calcium-ion regulated exocytosis; regulation of calcium ion-dependent exocytosis; cellular response to calcium ion. The transcript is spliced from 7 exons. Gene Ontology annotation, molecular function: syntaxin binding; phosphatidylserine binding; calcium-dependent phospholipid binding.